Molecule: messenger RNA, 1653 nt
Organism: Closterium sp. NIES-67
Lineage: Eukaryota; Viridiplantae; Streptophyta; Zygnematophyceae; Desmidiales; Closteriaceae
Source: the annotation of a GenBank genome assembly
UCACACCUCUCUUCUGGAGAAGAGCUUUCCCUCUCACGAGAGCAUCCACACGAACCGCAGAGCUUCCGUGCUUGGUGAAAGCCCUUUCCCCAGCCGCCUAUCUCACUCUCCGCGCCUCCUGUGCGUCCAUCGAGAUCGUCUCCAGUGAUCCGCCUCGACCGUCGGAUUAUGCGAUCUCCGUUCACCAGCUGCGUCGCUCGCGUGGCGAGGGGAGCAUCUCGCCGCAUCCACUCCAUCGAUCGGUUCGCACCUCCUUCGGCCUCGCCAAUUGUCUCGUCGCCCAUCUCUCCCGCAACCUACGUAACCCUCUCCACCCCCUUCACACCAUUACAGCCCUUCUUCUCCGCAAACCCCCUUCCGUUCUCCGUCAAACGCGCCGGCGAAUUUCUGCCGCCUGCAGCGGCCGCCGCCGCGUCUGCCUACCCUUCUCGAAUCUCCUCCAUUCGAGCCAUGGAGGUCGUCAGCGCCCCCCACGCCGACCCUCUCUCGUCGUCGCCGGCGUUCGCCAACCGCGCGUGCGACGCGUCCGUGCUGUCGUCAGCCGCGGGCAAGGCCGCGGCCGUCGCAUUGGACAAGGCGUUCUUCCACUCCUCCACCGCUAAGAAGGCGCUCGCUCCCGCGUCGGCCCCAAAAACCGCUCCGGCUACUGCUGCCGGGUCCAGCGGCGGCGGCGAGGGUUCUGGCGGAGUGAAAUCCGCGGAGAAGCGGCACCGCGCGCGCGUGUACACGCGCACGGGGGACAAGGGCACGUCGUCGCUGUACACGGGCGAGCGGCGGCGCAAGGACGACCACGUGUUCGGCGCGCUGGGUGAUGUGGACGAGCUGAACAGUGCGCUGGCCGUGGCGGCGGAGUACUGCCGCGUGCAGGGCCUCAAGGAGCUGUGCGAGCAGAUCGCGACCAUCCAGUCGCGUCUGCUGGACGUGGGGUCGGUCGUCGCCACGCCGCCGUCGUCCGCGUCCGCGGCGAAGCUGCAGCGCGUGCGGUUCGAUCCGACGGCGGUGGACACGCUGGAGCUGUGGAUCGACUCGCUGGACGAGAAGCUGCCGCCGCUCACCGCUUUCAUCCUCCCCUCAGGUGGCAUGGCAGCGGCGCAUCUGCACUUGGCGAGGUCCAUCUGCAGGCGCGCAGAGAGGGCCGUCAUUGCUGUGGCCGCAGAGGAUGAGGAGAUGCAGCAGCAGCAGCAGCAGCAGAAAGCACAGGAGGGUGCAACUGAUGGCACCGAUGCUGCAAGCUCGGACUCAGAGGUCGCUGUGCCCCGCAUUGAUCCUUUUGUGAUGCGCUUCAUCAACCGCCUCAGCGACUUCCUCUUCACUGCCGCCCGAUUCGCCGCCCAGCACGCAUGCAGGACAGAGACAGUUUACAAGAAGGCAGCUGUGCAGGCCUAAGAAUAUGGUAGGUGCAGAGUGGCUACAUGCUAACAGGGUUCAUGUCAUGACCUUCCUCAUCACUGAUGCAACGAGGCUCCCUUCCCUUGUCCGGGAACAGCUGGCAGUCAGUCGGCCCUCCGGUGGGUGGUGUAUUUUGUGAAAGUGGUACCCUCAUCAGAUCGGCAAUGUAGGAAGUGUGCACGGAACAUGUGCAGAUAUUCCAAAUUCAUAAUGUUGUGUGUUUUUUAUGGAAGGCCUGGCCGACCCUUAGUUUGCUACACGAAA